AUGGAUUUCAGAAAUUCUUAUGUAUCUCUAGUAAAAGGGGUUCAGUCUUUUGACUUUAGUGGAGGGUUCCGUCCUAGUGAGCUUCUGCUGACAGGAGAUAAAGCUUUCCCAGUUCUUGUGAGUACGAAUGGGCAAGUACUCAUUGCUUCAACUCAGUAUGGAAAGGGCCGCAUGGUGGUUGUCUCGCAUGAAGAAGUCCUGAAAAAUCCCCAGUUCUUGCUGUUCAUUAAAAAUGCUUUGCAGUGGCUCAAACCCUCCCUGGCAGCACAGGUGGGUGUCCAUGCAAGCUUGGAUCCCCUCUCUCAAAUGCUCCUCCUCAAUGGUGUGAAAGUGCAGCCAGGGGCAGCCCUUGGGGCUUCCCUAGGAGUGUACUGCACAGAUGCCUAUGAUGAGACGCAUGCAGACAACCUUGUGCAAUUUGUAAAGCAUGGCGGGGGUCUGCUCAUCGCAGGGCAGGCCCUGCAAUGGACACGUCAACAUGGCAUGCAGAAUGUGCUGCUUGGGUUUCCAGGCAACUGGGUGACUAGUGUGGCUGGCGUGUACUUCACUGGCCAUGCAGGAGACAACGGGAUGUUCCCAGUGUCCAAAGAAAUGCCGAAGAUUCCACUCAUCACCCAGCAUGGACUAGAUAUCCAAAGUGAUUUAACAGCUCUUCUGAAUGGCAUCACCAAGUUCAAUAUACAGGAUGGUGUUCCAUCACAACUGCUAAUCUAUGGAGCCUUGGCAUUUCCAGUUGCCAUAGAUGACUCUCAGCAGUCAUUUCUGGCAGCUGCUCGCUAUGGCAGGGGGCGUGUUAUUGUAAGUUCUCAUGAAAACCUGUUUAGCACACCAUCAAUGAAAACAUUUAUUCUCAAUGCUAUCCACUGGCUUAGUUCUGGAAAAGGAGGAAAGACUGGUGUUGGAGAUUACCUCCAGGACCUGUAUUCCACGUUAGAUCAAGCAAAGAUCCCAUGUGAGCUAACAGAUCUUAAAGAUGGUCUAAGCGUAUAUUGUUGUAUGGCCUACAGUGACAGAGAGGUGGAAAAAAUCCAUGAAUUUGUCUCCGAAGGAGGUGGUCUCCUGAUUGGGGGACAAGCCUGGUCAUGGGCUCCAGGAAAUACUAGUUCCAAUGUUAUUGCUGAGUAUCCAGGAAACAAGAUACUAAAGAAGUUUGGAAUUGCAAUUCUUGGGGAUGUCAUCAACUCAUCUGAUCAAAGCUACCCAGCUAGACAGGCCAAAGAAGUUGUUUCAUCCUAUCACUUCCGGAAAGCGUUCUUCCAAUUCCAGCAACACAUUCAGAAUCAGCAAGCUCUAAAGUUACCAUAUUCAUCAUGGAUUAAGAAGCUAGUCCAAGACUCUGUUACAUUCUUAAAGAUCCCAGCUGCUGACUCCCCUCCUGUCUUCUCUAUUCAUGAAGAUGUGAUGGAGCUGAUCAAGUUGAGUGGAAUUCCUGAUGUCAGUGCAAACAAGCCCAUCAAAUCCAAUUCAGUGGAAGCAUUUUUAAUCAGCCUGUCUUCAGAGCUCUACAACAUUUCCCCAGAGUUCCAAAAGCUAGUGUCCAGCCUUAAUCAACAUCUCGGAACAGUUUAUCCUAUUUCCCCUCCUCAGACUAUUAGGAUAAAUGGAAAGAAUAACGGAAAUGAAGCAUGGAGAAGCACCGGCCUCUAUGUCCCUCCAGCAAAAACAGCCACCUUGCUGUUUCCAUACACUGUCACGGGUGCUAAUUUACAGGUACAGAUUGGUUGUCAUUCUGAUGACUUAAGUGACGCUGAGGAGUUGAAGCGUGCUCCAGUAGUGACAAGAAGAUUUGAAGUUAAGACUCAGAGGGUAGAAGUCUCCAGCCUGUGGGGUGGCCUCUUAUACAUCAUUGUGCCAGAGAAGUCUUCAAUGGGCCACAUCUCUGUCACCAUCGAAGGGGCAGUCCAGGCACCUUAUUUCAAGCAUGGUGAAACCAGUGCAUCUGCCUGGCAGAACACCAUCCGCCACUACACUGCUCCCUGGGCUGAACUUGAAACUGAGAACAUUGUUUUGACAGUGCCCACAGAGCAAGUGCAAACUAUAGACAAUCCAGAGAUUCUUCUCACCACCUGGGACAAUAUGAUGAAGGGGGUUGCCAAGCUGGCAUCCAUCCCUGCUAUUUUACCCAGACCAGAAAGAAUUGUGGCAGAUGUUCAAAUAUCAGUUGGUUGGAUGCAUUCUGGCUACCCUGUCAUGCUUCACUUGGAGUCGGUACAAGAGAUGAUAGAUGUUCAGUCCAUACAUGCCAAAGGACUAUGGGGUCCCAUCCAUGAGCUGGGACACAACCAGCAGCAGAGUGGAUGGGAUUUUCCACCUCAUACCACUGAAGCCACCUGCAAUCUCUGGUCUGUUUAUGUGAACGAGACUAUACUGAACACUCCAAGAGAAAGGGCCCACGAAGAUCUUUUGCCAGAGCUCAGAAAGACAAGGAUUGAAAAUUAUGUUCGGAGGGGUCAGCUGAAGGACUUUGAAAUAUUUACUGCACUGGAACCUUAUUUGCAGCUACAGGAAGCAUUUGGAUGGGAGCCUUACAUGCGCAUCUUUGCCGAAUACCAAAAAAUGACCAAAAUCCCAGAAGACAACGAGUCCAAGAUGAAUCUGUGGGCAGAAAAGUUCUCACAGCAAGUGAACAGAAAUCUGGCCCCUUUCUUUAAAGCCUGGAAGUGGCCUAUUAAGGAUGAGCUUUCUCAGAAACUGGCCAGAUCCUUCCCUACAUGGGUAGAGAAUCCAAUGCAGCAGUAUGCAUCUCCAUAA
This is a messenger RNA of Rhineura floridana, 2751 nucleotides long. Its product is annotated as TRPM8 channel-associated factor 2-like. The record is from RefSeq and is a predicted model, not a curated record. The transcript has 7 exons. NCBI's taxonomy places the organism in Eukaryota, Metazoa, Chordata, Lepidosauria, Squamata, Rhineuridae. Bases 1 to 2751 code for a protein of 916 amino acids.